Molecule: messenger RNA, 3841 nt
Organism: Aphidius gifuensis
Lineage: Eukaryota; Metazoa; Arthropoda; Insecta; Hymenoptera; Braconidae
Exons: 2
Coding region: 490-3813 (1107 amino acids)
Biological process (GO): positive regulation of transcription by RNA polymerase II; DNA damage checkpoint signaling
Cellular component (GO): nucleus
Molecular function (GO): histone binding
Source: RefSeq, a predicted model, not a curated record
UUAAAUGUCGGCUAAAAGUGUCCACACAAAACUCUAGAUUGUUCCCAGGUUUUACUAAAAAUUUAGUUGUUUCUAGUGAUAAUAUAAAUGAUCUUGCAAGAAAUUCUUGAAUAGUGGACAUCCUCCUUUAAAAUGCGGCAUGUGCCGGCUAAUCGCAUAACCAACCACUGCGUAUCUAUAUAUAUUUCCCAUAUACAUAUUCACACAUAUUCUAUAACUAUUUAUAACUAUUGUGGCACUGUAACUUGUAAAAGGUAGGCUAUUGUCAUUUACCACGAUCAGACACUAUCCGAUUGCAACCAAUGCACGUGCCAAAAACUGAAAAAAAUUAAUUAAAUACAUAUAUAUUUUGUUAUCUUGUUAUUAAAUUAAGUAUUUGAAAAUAAUUCUUGAUAUUUUUGUAACUGAUAAUAAUUUAUAAUUAAGAAUAACUCAGGACAAAUAAAACAUUAAAAUUUUAAAAUCAGAAGUGAAGAAAAAAAAAAAAAAAUGUCAGAAGAGACAAAUAAUAUUCCAGUCAAUCAAGACAAAACAAAAGAAAGUAUGAAAGAUAUUAUUGAGAAAAUGGACACAGACAAUGAAGACGAUAAAAUCAACAAAAGUUUAGUUGAAAAUCAAGAUGUUUCAUCAGAUGGAAAUACAAAUCAAAGUUCCACUGCCAAUGCCGGCACAACAACAGCAAAAUCAGAUGAAUUGGUUGAUCACAAUGGCGCUAUUACUGAAAAAAUAAUUGAAUGCAAUGUUAACAACAAUGGCAUCAAAGAAACAUCAAAAGAAGAAAAUAAAAUAUCUCACAAAAGUAAUUCUAUCAGUAAUGGUGAAAGUUGUAAACGUAAAUUAGAUGAGUCAGAUGAUCAAGCUGCAAAAAUUUCACGAACAUUUUCUACCAAUGAUGCUUUCAAUGAUGAUCGUAACAAAACGAUGACCACUUCAAAUGAUUCUUCACUAAAUAUUUCUUCAAAAAUUAAAACAUCAGAGCCAGUGCAAAAUGAAUUUGUUGAAGAAAAAAAAUCAAAUUCAACAGAAAAUUUGAACAAUGGAGAAAAUAAAAAUUCUAAUCAUGGUACAAAUGAUACAGAUGAUACCAACAUGUUGAUAGAUAAAAAUAUAGAUACCGAAGAAUGUAACCUUACAAAAGAUGAUAAAGUCAAUGAUACAUCAGACAUUCCAAUACAAACAACAAAAAGUAGAAUGAGCAUUGAGGUAAUUUAUGAUAAAUCAAAACAACCACCAAAAAAACCUGAAGAACUCGUUGAAAUUGAUGAAGAGGGAGAAAAAAUUGUUCUUGAUUCAUCACAAGAAAAUGAUAUAAUUAAUGUAAAAAAUAUAGAUGCUAGUUUUGAUAAAUCAUCAACAGAUUUAAAAGACAAUAAAAUCACAGAAAAUGAUGUAACAAAUGGAAAUGAUGAUGAAAUCAGAACAUCUACCAAUGGCAAUCCACCAAUACAUUCGAAUGAUUCAAUACAACAAAAGUUUCCUGAGGUAUUGAAUUUGAUAAGUGAUAGUGAAGGUGAGUCAUUUAUAAAUGAAGAUGUAAACACAAAUGAUAAAAUGUUGUCAUAUACAAAAGAAAUAAGUUUUACUGUAAAAUUAAAAACAGUUUAUUCUGUUGAUAAAAUAACAAAAGAAAUUGUAAACAAAGAAAUAAUUUCUGUUGAUUGUUUAUCUGAUCAACAAUCUCACAGUGAUUCUUGUCCUGGUGAUGUUUCUGCUUCUGACAAAGAACAAGACACAUCACUACCAUUAUCUUCAAGUAAAUCAUCUUUAUAUAAAUUGCCAAAAUAUCCAAGAGCUUCAAUAGUAUCAACAGUUAGUUCAUCAAGUUCAUCGUCAACAGAGUCAAAUAAAAAUGACAAUGAAAAAAAUAAAAAUGAAUUUUGUUUACCUCAAGGUGUUCCAAAACAAGCAAAAAAAAAUCUUGAUGAAUCAAAUGAUAAAUUGAAAAAAGACUGGAAAAAUGUUAAUCUUUUAACAUCAAAUAUUUUAGAAUUAAUGAAUGCUGAAGUAUACAAUAGUUUCUUAGAAAGUGAAUCAGAUGAAUCAUUAGAAGAACGUCAAUUAAAAACAUCAACUCCUGAAAAAUCAACAAAAACAAAACGUUCAAUAAAUGCUAAAUCAAAAAGUAUUAAAAAAAAUAAAAGUGCAAAAAAAAGCAAGCCUGUAAUCAAUACAAAAUCAUUAAAAAAAUCACCAACUAAUGGUGAUUCACCUGUACCACUACCUUCAACACCAACAAGACCUUUAAGAUGUACAACAUCAUUGAGAAAUAAUACACCACGUGCUAAUGCAAAAGAUGUAAGUGAUACAGAAGAUUUAAAAGAUAGUAGAAUAGGUAAAAUAUGUUUUGCUAAAUGGACACAUGAUAACAUAUAUUAUCCUGCAAGAGUAGUAAAAAAAUCAAAAGAUAACUUUUUAGAUGUUAAAUUUUUGGAUGGUCAAUCAAAAACUCUGAAUGAAAAUUUGGUUGUACCAUUACUAAAAUCUCUUGUUGAUUCAGAAAUACAUUAUCGUCUUCAGAAUAAACGAUAUAGUCAUGUUGCAACUGUUAAAUCAGUUAUUGAUUCUAAUGUUCCUGAUGAUGAAAUUCAAUUUAAAGUUUUAAAUGAAGAAAACAACGAAGCAACUGUUGAUAUAAAAGAUAUAUUUUUAACUGGAAAAGAAAUUAAAAUGCUUCAAAAUAAGGAACCAGAUAAUGCUGAAGCAUAUACACCACAAACACUUAUUACAGUAACACCAACAAAAAAACAACCAUGUGCUUCAACUCCAAAAUCAGCUGAAAAAAAAAUUACUUCUGAAAGUACAACAAAAGUAUUACCAACCGAAAAUGCACCAUCAAGUUCAAGUGCUAGUAAUAAUAAACAAGAGGUUAAUUUAAUGAUCAAUUGUUUAAGAUCUUAUGCAAUUGAAAAAGAUGGUUUUAAUGCUGUACAAGAAGAAAUUGCUGAUAUGCCAAAUGACAUAUCAACAAAAGGACCAGUUAAUAGAAUGAAAGGAAAAGCUAAAAAUACUAAAAAAAAAGAAGAUCAAGAAAUUAUUAAACAACUUGGACCAAUACCACCAGCAGGAUCAAAAAUUUUUUCAGGAAUGUCUUUUAUGAUUGUUUGUGUAUCAGUACAAACACUUGAAAGAUAUGCCGAUGAAAAUCCAAUUGAUUCAAAUUCAGAACCAGAAACAGAUAAUGAACUUGAAUGGACAAGACAACCAUUAUUAAGAGAUAGAUUAACUGAACAAAUAAAAGCUGGUGGUGGUAUAGUUUAUGACAAAUUUAAUGAUAUUCCACGUGAAAGUUAUGGUAUUACAAAAUUAGUAACAAAUGUUCCAAAUUCUUCAUUGAAUUCAUUACUAUGUUUGUCAGUUGGAAUAAGAUCUUAUAAUCAUGGUUGGAUAAUACAAAGUUGUCAUCAAAAUAAAUUAAUGAAUGCUUCUGAUCACGAAUUACCAUCUGGUUGGAGUUUAAAAAAUAAAGCAUAUGUUGAAUUUUGUGAACGACCAUCAACAACACCAUUCAAUCAUGCUAUUGCUAUUAUACCAAAAACUGAUAACAAUAGUUUCUUUGUUCAAUAUUGGAGCACAAUUAUUCAAAAUCUUGGUGGUUUUGUUCGAGUUAUUACUGCUCCAACUGAAUCAUUUGAAGAAGGUACUUUUGUUUUGACAAGUGAAAAUUUUCCAGAUUGGCUUCCAUCACUUGCUGAAUAUUGUCAAUGUCCACUUGUCUCAUCUAGAUGGGUUAUGCAGUGCCUCAUCGAGGGAAAAGUUGUUAGUUACGAGGAACAAUUAGAAUACAAACAUGAUUACGUUAAAACAUCAGAAUAAUAUUUAUAUUUUAAUGGUUUUUUUUGCU